Molecule: messenger RNA, 1095 nt
Organism: Dalotia coriaria
Lineage: Eukaryota; Metazoa; Arthropoda; Insecta; Coleoptera; Staphylinidae
Exons: 3
Coding region: 100-846 (248 amino acids)
Cellular component (GO): membrane
Source: RefSeq, a predicted model, not a curated record
GCCGCUCGGCGACCGGCUCAGUGCGUGUUGGGUCUUCCUGCGAGUCUCGUGUAUUCCUCUACUGACUUAAGUAGACCUAGAUAUCUAAAACCAUCAAAAAUGUUGAAAGGAGUCAGUGUUUUGUUUGGGAUCUUUAUGAUCCUGGGUGUUCAAGGGUUAGACAAUGAUUUAUUCGAGGAUACUGUUAAUAUGAUUGAAGAUUGUCAGGAUAGACCAGUUACACUUUGCAUUAAAGAACGUGCCUUAAAAGUAAUGGACACCUUCCCAAGCGAAUAUGACUUCGGAGGAGGUUUGAUCAUCCGUCCAGCAACAGGGGUCAAGAGAUCAGCAAGAUACUUCAACCCUAAUUCCUUACCAAAAGAACCCAACGCCCGUGAGGAUCUCCUCGACGAGGUGCUCAUGGACCGCAUCGUGGAUUACCUCAGCACACACACUUUCCAGUUCAAAGUACCUGAAGACACAAUUCGUGAAUUCAAACGCUCCCUGGACGCAGAGGAAAAACAACUUGAAGAGGACGAUGACACCGAAACCGUCGGAGAAGGUCGUAAGAAGAAGAAGAAGGUUCUACCAUUAUUACUCCUGUUGAAAAUGAAGGCGGCUGCCAUAGGGGCAAUAAUGCUCAAGAUGAUAGCACUGCUAGCCUUCAAAGCGCUAGUGAUUGCAAAGAUCGCCCUACUUCUAGCGUCAAUAAUCGCAUUGAAGAAAUUAGUGGAUCACAAGCACCAUCAUGGCGGUUAUGAAGUAAUUGCUGCGCAUCCCUAUGAGGAUCAUGGACAUUCAUUUGAUCGUUCAUUUGAUACAUCCGAGUUGCCUUAUCGUGGUUAUGCACCCGAACACAUGAAGUAAUAGCUUACACUAUCUAACCUUAAACAUGCAACAAUGGUGUCGGUAACGUAACAUAACCUCAAAAAUGAACACCUCUAGUCAUAACGCAACACUUCUCGUUUGUUUUGAAUUUAUUUAUUUGUUUAUUUAUUUAUUGGUUUAUAUAUAAAUAUUUAUGAAUAUUUAACGAUAACUGUAAUCACAUUUUGUAGUUUUCUAGUUCAGUGUGUGUUUGUUUUGAUUAAAGUUAUUAAAGAGAUUAAACAAAAA